UGGCCCCAAGAGCAUCAAUGGGAUCAAUGGGAUCCACACUGGGAUCAAUGGGAUCCACACUGGGAGCCAGUGUGAGCACUGGGAUCCAUACUGGGAUCAAUGUAAUCAAUGGGAUCCAUACUGGGAGCACUGGGAUCCCGAAUGGGAUCAAUGGGAUCCAUACUGGGAGCACUGGGAUCCAUACUGGGAUCAAUGUCACCAAUGGGAUCCACACUGGGAGCACUGGGAUCCAGAUUGGGAUCAAUGGGAUCAAUGGGAUCCACACUGGGGUCAAUGGGAUCCACACUGGGAGCACUGGGAUCCAGAUUGGGAUCAAUGGGAUCAAUGGGAUCCACACUGGGAGCACUGGGAUCCACACUGGGAUCCAUUGGGAGCACUGAGAUCCAUACUGGGAUCAAUGGGAUCAAUGAGACCCGCACUGGGAGCACUGGGAUCCAUUGGGAGCACUGGGAGCACUGGGAUCGAUGGGAUCCCCGGGAUGUCCCCUUCCCCCCUGCUCCCCUCCCCCUCCCCGCAGCUGCCGUGGGGGGAGGGGCAGCAGGUGCGGGUCCCCCCCCCCCCCCCCUUCCCGUUUCUAUUCCCGGUUAUUCCCGAGAAAGGGCACGAGGCGCCUCAAGGCGGGGGGAGGGGCGAGGAAGGGGGCGGGGCCCAACCCCCCCGCCCCCCCCCCAAGGGGGGCAAUAAAACCCCCCGCGAUUGGACGGAGCCUCCAUCGACCCCCCCCAUCGGCAAGGAGACAAUGGCCCCCAGGAAGGCGAAGCGCCGCGCGGCCGAGGGCAGCUCCAAUGUCUUCUCCAUGUUCGACCAGACCCAGAUCCAGGAGUUCAAGGAGGCCUUCACGGUCAUUGACCAGAACCGGGAUGGGAUCAUUGAUAAGGACGACCUGAGGGAGACCUUUGCCGCCAUGGGCCGGCUGAACGUGAAGAACGAGGAGCUGGACGCGAUGAUCAAGGAGGCGUCGGGACCCAUCAACUUCACCGUGUUCCUCACCAUGUUCGGGGAGAAGCUCAAGGGUGCUGACCCCGAGGAUGUCAUCAUGGGAGCGUUCAAGGUGCUGGACCCCGAUGGGAAGGGAUCCAUCAAGAAGACCUUCCUGGAGGAGCUCCUGACCACCCAGUGUGACCGGUUCACCCCCGAGGAGAUCCGGAACAUGUGGGCCGCCUUCCCCCCCGACGUGGCCGGCAACGUGGACUACAAGAACAUCUGCUACAUCAUCACGCACGGGGAGGACAAGGAGGGCGAGUGAGGGGGGGACCCCCAACCCCAUCGCCGCAGGCACCCCCGGCAGCAGAGACCCCCCAUUGCCUCCAAUGGGACAGCCCAGACCCACAGAUCCCCCCCCAUUGGCUCAAUGGAACCUCCCGUCCCCUCCCAUUGGCUCAAUGGAACCUCCCGCCCUCCCCUCAUUGGCUCAAUGGAACCUCCCGCCCCCCCCAUUGGCUCAAUGGAACCUCCCGCCCUCCCCUCAUUGGCUCAAUGGAACCUCCUGCCCUCCCCUCAUUGGCUCAAUGGAACCUCCCGCCCCCCCGUCAUUGGCUCAAUGGAACCUCCCGCCCCCCCCAUUGGAACAUACCAAACCCGAGGGGGGGGGGAUCCCUCCAAGCCCCCAUUGGUCCUAUGGGACCCCCAACACUCAAAGGACCCCCCCAAGAACAUGGGGGACCCCCCCCAGACCCCAAAGGGCGCCCAUUGGGUCCUAUGGAGCCCCCCUUGUUCCUUUGGGCCCCCCAAGUUGGGGUCCCUGUUGCUUGAUGGGAAUAAAUUGACCCUUUU
Strigops habroptila (Kakapo) is the source of this 1773-nucleotide messenger RNA. Its product is annotated as myosin regulatory light chain 2, skeletal muscle isoform. Gene Ontology annotation, cellular component: cytoplasm. Gene Ontology annotation, biological process: skeletal muscle tissue development. The record is from RefSeq and is a predicted model, not a curated record. Gene Ontology annotation, molecular function: calcium ion binding. The coding region runs from base 398 to 1246 and encodes 282 amino acids. The transcript is spliced from 7 exons. Lineage: Eukaryota; Metazoa; Chordata; Aves; Psittaciformes; Psittacidae.